Molecule: messenger RNA, 5793 nt
Organism: Naegleria lovaniensis
Lineage: Eukaryota; Heterolobosea; Eutetramitea; Acrasida; Naegleriidae
Exons: 7
Coding region: 1-5793 (1930 amino acids)
Biological process (GO): barbed-end actin filament capping; cytoskeleton organization; actin filament severing
Molecular function (GO): phosphatidylinositol-4,5-bisphosphate binding; RNA binding; actin filament binding
Source: RefSeq, a predicted model, not a curated record
AUGUUGCAGCCGACCAACAGUACCGGCCAUCGACGCAUCCACAGUGCCAAUGCCUUUCAAUUCUCUCGUCACUCUCCUUUCAAAAACAUCUUUGGGCAAGAGCAAAAGAAAGAAUUACAAUUCACCAAUUUAAACAAAAUCAACAAGUCAGCAUGUUCUGCCGAAUCCACAGUGAUUAGUUGUGAUGAAGAUUAUUUUGCUUUACCCUUCGGAACUUAUGGAGGUGUCAUUAUUCUUCGACAUUCCAACAUUCCACAAGAUUCCAAAUCGAGACGUGCUCAUGCCAAUCCACCUCUUCUCUCCGAUCACACUGGAUUUGUUCAUGAUCAUUCAUUCUCUCCUCUCAAACCAAGUUAUAAUGAUUCAGAAUUUCGUUUAUUUUCAACAUGUUCUGCAGAUUGUACAAUUAAAAUUUGGAAAAUUAGACAACAUCCUGAACUUGCUAUUCAUGGUUAUUGUGAAAAUUCAACCACUGACACGAUUACCUUAAAAGGACAUGAAAAGAAAGUCAACACUGGUGAUUUUCAUCCCAAUGUGAAUAAUAUCUUUGUGAGUUCAAGUACAGAUAAUACAUUAAGAAUAUGGGAUAUUACAAGUCAAAAAGAUUUAAUUGUAUUGAAAGAUGAUUUUGAUGAUUUGAUUCAAUCAUGGGAUUGGUCUGCCACUGCAAGUAUCUUGUAUACCUCGAGUAGAGAUACCAUUGCAAGAGUGUAUGAUCCAAGAACGAAAUAUGCCAUUGUGUCAGGUAAAGCUCAUGAUGGUAAAAAAGGUUUUCGAGUGGUGUGUACCAAUCCUGAUCAAUUUUUCACUGUUGGAUUCAAUCUCUCAGGUACUCGUGAAUAUGCUCUAUGGGACUUGAGAAAGGGUAUGAGAAAAGGUCCACUUGUACGUGAAACCAUCUCGGAUCAAACACCCACUCAACUCUUUCCUUUUUAUGAUUCUUCUUCUCAUUUACUUUAUUUAGCAGGAAAAGGUGAUACCAAAGUUCGAAUGUUUGAAAUUGAUUCCAAUUCAGAGCCAUAUGUUCAUCCUUUAGGUGAAUUUAAAUUAACAAGUACCAACACUGGUAUUGCCAUGUUACCCAAACGAGUGUGUGAUACCAAAGUGUUUGAAGUGGCACGUUUCAUGAAACUCAAUGUUGAAAGUGUUGAAACGUUUAAUUUCCAUGUUCCUCGUAAAAAGGAACAACAAGAUGUCUUUUCAGAUGAUUUAUAUCCUCCAGUGCCAAGUGGAAAGCCAUCACCAUUGACAUCGAUGGAUUGGUUCUCUGGAAAGAGUUGUCUUUGUGAUUUGAUGAGUAUGAGAGAGAAUUAUGGUAGUAGUAGUGGUAGUAGUAGUAGUGGGAGAGCAACAUCAUCUACUGGUAGUAGUACUAGUAGUACCAAUAAUACAACGUCGGUGAAAACUUCUCGAGGAAGAUCGUAUGCACUCAAAUCAGCACCUUCUGUAGAUGUUGGAUUGAAUACCUAUGCAGGUUCUUCGAGUAGUUUAGGUGGAAAUUUGGAUGAAUUUUCUGAAGAUUUGACUCUUCUCAUCAAUUCCUAUGGAUUUUAUUUCCAUUCGUAUUUACAUGUUUGGUUUCAUAAGGAAAUGCGAUGGAGGAAAUUAUUUUGUGCGUUACAUCGAUCGAAAACACAUCCUGAAUGGAAUAGUGUUCUCAUCUAUGGAGAGAAUGCACAACAAGUGAAAUCCAUACGAGAUGAAAUUGCGAAAAAGGAUCAUCAAGAGAAUUUCAAUCGAAAUGAAUUCAUUUCCUUGUAUUCCAAGUCCAAGACGAGUGGAGUGAUUUUCAUGGCUCAAUUGUUUUAUGUACACAAAGCCUAUCAAUUGGGAGAUGAACAUUUUUCAGAUCAUGAAACUAUGGAAAUUCUCUAUUAUGAUUUAAUUUCAAAUGAAAUUGUUUCAUUAUUCCUAGCCUCAAGUACAAGUGGUAUUGGUGGCGGUGGUAGCACGAACACUCGUCAUAGUGUUGGUACCAGUGGUGAUCUUGGAGGUGAUUCAGAAUUAAUCAAAACAUGGGCAGAUACUCUCAAAAAACUUUGUCAUCGAGAUUUGGUACGAAAUCGUCGAAUCUUUAAGGGAUUUGUUCUUCAAUUGAAAGAUUCUUCUGAUUCUUCUGGUAAAUUGAAUACGAAACAACAAAAUAGUGUGGAUGUAGAUAUUCCAGCGUAUUGGGCCAAACGUUGGUGUGUCAUUACUGAAGAAUUUCUCUUUUUAUAUUCACAUCGUAAAUCACCAUUGCCCGAGAGUGCAUUCACAUUAAUACCCAAGAAGAAGAUUUCUCUACCAGGAGUGACCAAUAUGGAUUUUGCAUUACCACAGUAUCAUCGAUUUGAAAGUAUUGAUUCUUUGGCAGAGAAUGAAUGGUCAAAUUCCAAUAAUAAUAAUAAGAGUACUAGUAGCAAUAGUAAUAGUAGCAGUAAUAGUAGUAAUAUAGCAAUAAAUUUAUGUUUUACUUUGAAAUUUGAGAGAAAUCCUACUUCUACGAACAAAUCCAACCCAUCUCUGAUCUAUUUCUUGGCAAAUAAUGAACAACAAAAAGAAUCUCUCUUUGAAACGAUUCAAAUCAAUAGUGGUCUCAUUAAGGUUGGUUCCUCUGAAGAAGAACGAUUAUUAGAAAAAUUAGGAUUACCCAUUGAAACUCAUUCCGAUUCUGAUAUGGGAAUUAGCAGUGCUACGACUCCCUCCGAUUCAAAGAGUACAAAUGCAUCGACGAUGAUGACAGAGGAAGGUAUUGGUAAAAUUCAAGUAUGGCCCAUUUCAUCGGAUUCCAUCUCGAAAGAAGACUUGGAAGAUUUAUUUGGAGUUUUUGGCGCCAUUGAUCAAAUUGAAUUAUUUUCAAAAGAACAUCGAGCCGUAGUGACUUUCCAUAAAAAGAGUUCAGCCAUGAAUGCACUCGUAUUGAACCAUACGAAUUUGGAUGCCACAAAAAUCAAUGUCCAGGCUCUUUCGGAGGAACAACUCUAUGAACCAGGUUAUUUGAAAGUUGAGAAUAUUUCACCUCAAUGUUCCAAACAAGACAUUCGAGUGAUUUUUGCAACAUUUGGUGAAAUUCAAAAAAUCAAACUGUGGCGUGAUCCCAAUGCCAAGAAUCAUUCGUUUUGUGGAAUUAUUAAAUUCAAAACAGUGGAACAAGCGAAAAUGGGACUCGUAUUCCAUGGAUCGAAAUUGUAUUAUGAAGAAAUUAAGGUAACCUUUUUAGAGAGUGGUGAUUCCACACUGAAUAGUAACAAUAGUACUAGUGGUAACAACUCGAAUAGUAACAACUCGAAUACUACUAGUAAUGACCAUUCUCUCUUCCUAUUGGGUGAAGAUAAAUUAUUCAAUAAUGAAUAUGAUCCCAAUGAAGUCAAAGCCAAUCGACAAAAAGUUCUCAUUCAAAUCAAGGGAGACAAAAAGAUUCGUUCUCGUCAAGUUGAACUCUCACCAAAAUCCAUCAAUUCAGGAGAUGUCUUUAUAUUGGAUUGUGGUAGUUUGAUUUAUGUAUGGAAUGGUAAACACACUUCAAGAUUCAAAAAAGCACGUGGUUUAGAUGUUGCUACUAAUUUGAAACUCAAAGAACGAGGUGGUAAUGCUAAAAUUAUCAUUAUUGAUGAAGGUCCAAGUACUAGUACUACAACUACUGCUACUGCUACUACUAGUACAACUACUACUAUACGUGAAGAUGAACGUGAAAUGGAACGACAAUUUUGGAAUGCACUCUUUUCUGAAUAUAGAGAUCCUUCCUUUGUGCGGGAAGAGUUUUUGAAUCACAUUCCCAGCACAGGAGGAGAUGAUAAAGAAUUUGAAGAAAAGAUGGAUAAGAAUACCAUUUUAUAUCGAAUUAAUUUCACGGAACAUUUAUUUGAUUUUUCAGAGGGUGGUAGUAAUAGUACUGGUGGUGGUCAUGGUAAUAAUAGUAAUAAUAGUAAUAGUAGUAACACUAGAACGAGUGGAAAGUAUCAAUUGAAAAUUGUACAUCGACACUCACAACCAGCACUCUCUGAUUUGAAAUCUCAAUUUGUCUAUGUAUUGGAUUGUUUGAGUGAAAUUUAUAUUUGGGAAGGAAAAUACUCAUCGAAACAACAACGCUUGUUUGGUCGAACCUUUGCCUCCAAAAUUGAACAACAAGAUCAUCGACCCAUUUGGACUCGUGUCUGUAAAAUUGUGGAACACUCUGAACCUAUACUCUUUAAGGAAAAGAUGAGUGAUUAUGCAGGUGUGUUACCAAUUGCAGUUUCACAAGCUGCCAUUGAUGAAAAACAAGGAAAGGAAGUAUUUAUAUGGAAAGUAGAAGGUUUUGAAAAGGUAGAUUACAAUGAUGAUUAUUAUGGACAACUCUUUAGUGGAGAUUCAUUUGUGAUUUUAUUCAAAUAUUACAAAUCGAAUAAGGCCAAACAUUUGAUUUAUUUUUGGCAAGGAAGAGAUUGUUCUGUGAAUGAGAAGGGUGCUUCUGCAUUGUUGACCAUUGAUGUUUCAAAUAUUAAUUUACAAGGUGAUGAUGCACCACAAAUUCGAAUGAUUCAACAGAAAGAGACUCGACACUUUUUAAGUAUGUUUCAAUCCUAUUUGGGAUUGGAUGGAUUGGUAAUUCCUUUGGGUAAAUUUAAUUCAAGUGGUGAUAGUAGUUCGAGUGGUAUUGGUAGUAGUUCGAGUGGUAGUGAAAUGGGAGGUAGUGCCAUGAAAAAACCACAAUUCUCAAAAUCUACCAUUGGUAGUCAUACAAGUAGUAGUAGUGGUCAUCUCGCAACGACAGAAGAAUCUUCAAAGAGAGUGUUCCAACAAGCACUUUCACAAUUAUACAUUUAUGACAUUCGAUGUGUCAAGUCAUUGAUAGCAAAGAGUGAUGAUCGUUCAGAAUCAUUCUGUGAAAAGACAAGGGCCGUUCAAGUAGACACGAGUGAGUUUAAGAGUAUUGAACAAAUUUCUCGACUCUUCAAUUCCAAUCAUACACUCUUAAUUGUUACCAAAGAUAAGAAAGAAGGAUAUUUAUGGAAAGGAAAAUAUCAUCAUCAAGAGAAGGAGUUGGCUCUUGCUCGUCACGUUUCCAAUCAUGUAUUGAAAUUUCCAGAUUCUAAAUUAAUACAAAUGGAUCAAAAUGCAGAAAAAGAUUCAUUAUGGAAAUUGUUUGGAUUGAAUGCCAUGAAUGCUACACCUAUCAAGAAGGUUAUCAAAUCUCAACUUGAUUUACAAAAGAAGAGAACAGAUCCAAUUUUAUAUCAAUUCUCUGGUGCAACUGGAGUGGUCGACGUGGAGCGAGUUUAUAAUUUUUCACAAGACGACUUGGACAUAUUUAACGUGUUUUUAUUGGAUGCACAAGAGUUGGGUUGUUUCUUGUGGUUUGGCUCAAAUUCAUCCCAUAAUCUCCAAAAGGUUGCACUUGAAACUUCUCUCAGAUAUUGCAUGACACAUUAUGCAACUGUUAACAAUACCAAAAAUCAAGAAGACUACACUGACGUGAAUUUAUUCGUGACUUAUACAGGUCAAGAACCAGCCACAUUCAAAACUCAUUUCCAUGCAUGGGGUACAUACAGAGACAAAUACAUUGUCAAUCACUUGAAUUCCAAUACCAGUAACCUUUCCAAAGAAGUGUUAAUUCCUGCAAGUGAUUUGAUGAAAGAGUAUGCAAGAAAGACCUAUUCUUACAAGACACUUCUUUCUGAACAGUUACCACCUGGAGUGGAUGCAACGAAAUUGGAAGAAUACUUGAGCAAUGAAGAAUUCCAAUUAGUAUUCUCCAUGACCAGAGAUGAAUUUAAUCAACUACCAAAAUGGAAACAAGAAAGCGAAAAAAGAAAGGUCUAUCUUUUCUAG